CGGAUCGAGCGCAUCAGUGUUCGUUCAUGGAGGCUUUUCUGUAGUUGGAGAAUCUAACAUGUUAGUAGCAACAAGCAGACUGUCGCAUUGUCCCUCCUGCUGAAGCGGCGGCGCGGUGUCUGCUCCUCCAGAAAGGUCUGGCGUUUCUGCGGCAACGACCAACUUUAGCUCCAGCAGCGAUUUAAUGAGACGGACACACGACGAGCGGGGGAGGAACGGGUCUCAGGGCCGUGAAUGCUAACAACUCUGCCGCCGAUCAAGGUGUUCCUCCCGUUAACGCAAGUAAAUGGGAUAUUCGGUUCCCUGUGCAGGAUGUAAACUAUCGUUUGGAGGAUGGGAAAAAAAGGGUUUUCUGCGGCGGCAUUUCUGGUGCUGGGCUAUCUCACGGUCUCAUCCGUUUACGCUGACUUCCUGUCAGCUCCUCUCAAUGUGACAAUCAGAGAGCUGGAGGUCAACUCAGCCGUGGUCACCUGGGAGACCCUGGAAGGAGACCCUGUCAUCGGAUUCGCCAUCACACAGCAGAAGAAGGAUGUGCGGAUGUUGCGCUUCAUCCAGGAGGUGAACACGUCCACGCGCGCCUGUGCUCUGUGGGACCUGCAGGAGGACACAGAGUACAUUGUCCAGGUGAGGAGCAUCAGCCUGCAGGGGAGCAGCCCCCCUAGCCAGCCCCUCCUCUUCAGGACGCCUCGGGAGGCCGAGAAGCUGGCCUCCAAGAGCCCAGAUGAGGUCACCAUGGAGGAGGUGGACCAGGCACUCAGAGCUGGAGAGCUCCUCAUUAUCUUGGUGGUGCUGAUCAUGUGGGCAGGAGUGAUCGUGCUGUUCUGUCGCCAGUAUGACAUCAUCAAAGAUAACGAGCCCAACAACAACAAGGACAAGGCCAAGACCUCAUCUGAGUGCAGUACUCCAGAGCACCCACAGGGGGGGCUGCUGCGCAGCAACGUCUAGCCUUCACAGGCCCCGCCCUCAAGCCCUGCCCCAGGCCCCGCCCAAGACCCUCCCUGUUGGUCAUGGAUAUCCCAGGGUGCACUUGGGGGGAGGUAGUGUUCAGCCCUCAGCUUGCCUCUCAGUCCUUC
This is a messenger RNA of Hypomesus transpacificus, 1073 nucleotides long. It is a transcript of the gene fndc5b, whose product is annotated as fibronectin type III domain containing 5b. The transcript has 5 exons. The record is from RefSeq and is a predicted model, not a curated record. The coding region runs from base 334 to 945 and encodes 203 amino acids. Lineage: Eukaryota; Metazoa; Chordata; Actinopteri; Osmeriformes; Osmeridae. Gene Ontology annotation, molecular function: protein binding.